This is a messenger RNA of Diuraphis noxia (Russian wheat aphid), 2633 nucleotides long. RefSeq names its product ATP binding cassette subfamily B member 7 (gene ABCB7). Gene Ontology annotation, cellular component: mitochondrial inner membrane. Gene Ontology annotation, biological process: transmembrane transport; intracellular iron ion homeostasis. The record is from RefSeq and is a predicted model, not a curated record. Gene Ontology annotation, molecular function: ATP binding; ABC-type transporter activity; ATP hydrolysis activity. Lineage: Eukaryota; Metazoa; Arthropoda; Insecta; Hemiptera; Aphididae.
AUAAACCUAAUAUUAUUUUCAAUUUGAUAAAAGAUUUAAAGAUGUCAAAGAUGAAGAAGUGUUGAAGUGUCAAUAAAUGUCAAUAAUGUCAUCAUUUUUAAAUAUGCCAAUUUGAUCGCGCGUUUUAGUAUUUUGUACAGUUUUUCGAAUCUCGUGACAUCUGAAGGCAUGGCGAUUGUAUAUGGGCUGCCGAAAUUGUGUAGCCGACACGUUGCUUUCUAUUUGCUGAGAAACCAAUACAAGGCUAUUUCUACAUAUAAUAAACAUCAUAACCAUGUCCUCUGCAACCGCCAUAAAAAGCUUCGAAUUCCUAAUAGACUGUCAAUACUUCCGACAUGUUAUCAUGUCGGUGGAGCACAUAUUAAAGAGAACUUGUCUAUAAUAGAACCCAAUACUGUUAGUGGUAAAGAUAUGAUCUUGGGUAUGUUGCAAUACAUUUGGCCAAAGGAUGAUGUGACUAUUCGAAAGCGAGUAACAUUGGCACUUGGAUUAUUGGCUGCUGCCAAAAUGUUGAAUGUGUCUGUCCCGUUCAUUCUAAAAUAUGCAAUGGACGAUCUUAAUGAAAAACUUGGUUCUGGCGGAGAUGCAUUGUUAACUAUGGAUUCAGCACCCGAAACUGUGUCAACUGUUGCAGCGACUCUGUUGAUAUCGUAUGGCGUUUGUAGAGCAGCUGCUGCUGGUAUGAAUGAACUACGUAAUGCUGUAUUUGCUAGUGUGGCUCAACAAUCCAUUAGAAAAAUUGCCAGAAAUGUUUUCUUACAUCUUCACAGUUUAGAUCUAAGUUUUCAUUUAUCCAGACAAACUGGUGCAUUAGCUAAGGUAAUAGAUCGUGGAAGCAGGGGAAUAAACUUUGUACUUACUGCUAUGGUAUUUAAUAUUGUACCUACUUUAUUUGAAUUGACACUAGUUAGCACUAUAUUGGGAUUAAAUUGUGGUUAUCAAUUUGCUGCUUUAUCCUUUGGUUGUGUCUCUAUUUAUACAGUGUAUACAUUAUUAGUAACCCAGUGGAGGACGAAAUUCCGAAUUUAUAUGAAUCAAGCUGAAAAUGAAGCUGGAAAUAAAGCUAUGGACUCGUUAAUAAAUUAUGAAACUGUUAAGUAUUUCAAUAAUGAACUGUACGAAGCAAACAGAUACGACCGUGUCUUACAAAACUUUGAGAUGGCUUCACUUAAGACUAGCUCAAGUCUGGCACUUUUGAAUUUUGGUCAAAAUGCCAUAUUUAGCAUAACAAUGAGCACAGCAAUGAUAUUAGCCGCAAAACAAAUAGUCGAAGGUAACAUGACAAUUGGUGACUUGGUAAUGGUGAAUGGUCUCCUUUUCCAGCUGGCCAUGCCACUCGGGUUCCUAGGAUCUGUUUACCGUGAAGUGCGACAGGCGUUACUCGACAUGCAGUCCAUGUUUGCGAUAAUGGCAUGCGAUCCAUCUGUUAAGAAUCGAACGGAUGCCAUCCCGUUGUCUAUUAGUAAAGAAAAUGCAUCCAUCGAAUUCCGAAACGUCAAUUUUGCAUAUCAGAACGGUAAACCUAUUUUGGAUGACCUGUCCUUUGUUGUUCCACCUGGCAAGAAAGUCGCAAUAGUUGGAGGUUCCGGUAGUGGGAAAUCCACAAUAAUCAGAUUGCUGUUCAGGUUUUUUGAACCGACUUCAGGUGAGAUUCUCAUUGGAGGCAAAAAUAUCAAGGACAUUGAUAUUGAUAGUCUUCGGAAGUGCAUGGCUGUAGUUCCUCAGGAUUCAGUUUUGUUCCAUGACACGAUCAUGUACAACCUUCACUAUGGUGACAUGAGCAAGUCUGAGUCUGAAGUCAUUGAGGCGGCCAAACUUGCAGAACUUCACAACUCUGUGUUAAAGCUACCCAACGGGUAUUUGACACAAGUGGGCGAACGGGGCCUAAUGAUAUCUGGCGGUGAAAAGCAACGAGUGUCCAUUGCUAGGGCKAUACUCAAGGACAGUCCUAUUCUGAUAUUUGAUGAGGCCACGUCAUCAUUGGACUCAAUUACUGAACAGAACAUACUGAAGGCGUUGCGGCGAGCCACCAAGGAUAAGACGAGCGUGUGCAUCGCCCAUCGGCUGUCGACCAUCAAAGAUGCGGAUGACAUAUUGAUAUUACGCAACGGGAAAGUCGUCGAACGCGGAAGUCACCAGUGGCUGAUGGACAACGGCGCUUCCGAAUAUUCCGAAAUGUGGAACAUUCAACAAGACACGGCGAAGGGCCAAUAAACCAGCGACGGUCCAUCAUAUUACAAUAGAAUUAUUCGUUUUUAUUUCACGCGGUGUUUACGUCGAAAACCUUGUUUCCGCGAUUGUUGUACACUGAUUUACAUUAUACAAAUUAUUAUAUUAUUUCGUUCGCUUUUAAGAGGUAUAAUAUUGUGUGCAUGUUUUACAGAUACCCAUUUGUUACACGUGUAGGCACCAGAAAAAUGUCAAGAGUGACAGCAUUUUUCUAUAUAUUAAACGACAAAUAUGUAGAUAGGUAUAGGCGCUUACUGUUACCCGUUAUAUAUAGAUAUAACCUAUAUAGGUUACCUACUUAAUGUUAUGUAGACGAUGCGGGAAUAACUUGAAAUUAUUGUACCCGCUGCGCUAUAUUGUACUUUAUUUGUGUUCUUAAUAAAUGUAAUAGUUUUUCUUCCGAA